AUGACAUGGACACUGCGGUUGCCUGCCACUUUCUACAUGUUCAUAUCAAUGAAAUGCUGGCUGUUAUUCUGCAUCCCGAACCUCACCGCAGCGUUCACCCUCCAUGAUGCCCCGGAUGUGGAAGUCCAGGUCAAUCCCUCAGGGAAGGUCCUGCCCAGGAGGCAGAUUAUGCGCACCGAGAGAUCAGCAUUGAUGGAGGCUACGGUUGCCUCGGAUGGCAUUGCUAGAUCGAAUGCGGCUGCAGCCUUGUCAAGGAAUGACAGUUCCACGACGUCAGCCGCACGAGCAACCACAACCACGUCCACCGACAAAACGUCCAAGACCACCACUCAGUCCACCACCACAAAGGACAAAGACACAACUAGCGUCACAACCACCAAGACUGAUAGCAAGAAAACUUCAACUACAUCUCAAUCAUCCACAUCCAGAACGACAGCGACUUCGAAGCGCUCAACGACGUCUGCGCCGUCUACUACGAAGGCUGGGAAAACGACCACAACUGAGGGGUCGAAGGAAGAGGAUGAUGAGACGACAACAAGGCAAACUACCAGCAGCAAAGGGUCCACAACAACAUCCACGAGAGAGGUGACAACAGAAACCUCGACAACAGAUUCCACCACCACGGAGGCCGACGACGAGACGACCUCCAAGAAAAGCACAACAACCGGGACUACACGAACAGCCAAAACGACUUCCAAGGGAAGCACAACGACUGAAUCUACAGCUAAGACAACGUCGACGAGACGCACGACGACAGAUGCUGCAGAAACGAGCACGACCACCGAUGCAAGCACCACACCAGCCGCAGAAGAGGAAACCACCAUCACACAAGCAACAACAACCAAGACCACCAAGCCAAUUACAACAGCGACGACGACUACACAGGAGGACGAUGAAGAAGAAGAAGAGCUGGCCGUGGAGGAGGUGACCACCUCGAUGGAGAGUUCUAGCUCCAGCUCCACAGCUGCGUUGGUCGACAGUACGACAUCCUUCCGGGCCACAACGGUAACAAAGUCCACCUCGCUGACAAGGCAGUCGACAACCUCAUCUUCUGCUCUGUCAACGGAGGCAUCUACGACCUCAGUGAGAAAUACAAGCACGUCCGCCAUCAGUACUACUAGCGAGCCUGCACCCGUGACUACAACCACCUCUAUUUUGGAGACGACGUCCGAGGAGCUUACGACUCCCAGCACCGUGACGUCAACCACUUUGACGUCAACGAGCACGACGACAUCAACCACAUCUACCUCGACCAACUCCACCACUAAGAUCGUCACCUCUUCCUCAACUUCGACGUCUGCCACAACGCCGCCCGCGACGUCUACGCGAACAUCAACAACAGAAGCACCCUCUACGACGUUGCAGUCCACAACAAGCUUGCGCUUUCUGAGCCUCAAUACCACAUCCGGCGAGCCAAGCAUCAUGACCUUGCAAAAGGGAGGUGCGUUCGGAUCGUUGAGUAACGCGUUGUCUUUGGAAGCCGCAUCGCUGUCAUGUGCAGCAGUGCAGAGCAAACUCUGUACAACCGCUCAAGUAGAGGCCUCAUGGCAGAAGUUCAAGGAAACGCAACGAACGGGAUCCUUUGCAGCUUGGAUCUCGAGUACGGAUGGAUGCAUUGUCCAAGUGUCAGAAGCCGCAGCCGUCAGCUGUGGACAUGGCGCAUCGUCUUCGUUUGAUGCACUGUGCUGCCAGGACGAGGCCGCAACGACGAGCUUGACCACCACAGAGCUGCCUAUUCUUCCCAUCAACCUCACCAAGAAGCCAGGCGAGCUACCCUUCCAGGAGUCAGAGGUCUCCACUACGUGGAUGCCAGAGAAAAAUGAGCUGCCGGCAAACACCACAGAAAUCAAAGCAACCACGCAAGAAGUCACAAGCACCAGCACCACCAGCACCAGCACCACAAAGACUUCAAGAGCAACGACAAACACAUCAACGACAACAACCUUCACCAGCACCACAAUAACCACCACGAGCACGACGUCAACUACGACUGCGACGCUCCCCCCAUGCGUUUACACAGACUGGAACGAGUGGACGGACUGCUAUCCAUACUGUGAGGGCACGAGGGAAAGGAUGCGACGAACAAAUAUGGGCGCUCAAGUCAACGACCAUUGCCUGGAGUGGUUCCAGCAGGCCAAUUGCAGCAACUUAUGCGUCGACUGCAAGUGGGAUGAUUGGCAGGAUUGGGCGGACACCUGCCCAGACCAGAGUGUUCAUCAGCAAGGAACUCGAACGAGGAUCCGUGACAACACGCCGCAACAAGGCGGAGGACAGCACUGUGAAGGUGAGUCUCUCGAGACGGAGAAAUGUCCGAUCGACUGCUACUUCACGGAUUGGUCGGAGUGGACAGCAUGCCCGCCAUGUUCAACCACAGCUAUGUCGGUUAGCACCCGUCAGAUGGUCGAGGCACAAAAUGGCGGUCUGCCAUGCUUCGAGACACACAAGGAACAGACGAAGAAGGAGAAGAUAUGCUUCGACCCUACUUGUCAAACACCGUGCGAGUGGGAUGAAUGGAGAGAUUGGGCAGCCUGUACCGCUACAUGUGGUCCUGGGGCCACACGACUGCGCCAAAGGAACUAUCGUCCAUCUUCUAUUCCAGGAGUUCAUUGCAGAGGUGUUGACCGAGAUCAGCAGGACUGUAGUUUGUCACCGUGUCCGACAACGUCGACCUCAAGUACGAUCACCACCACCACAACGUCAACAUCCACUGGAACUACCACGUCCACCACGACAACUACAACUGUCACAACAGUAACCUCCACUGCCACCGUGACGGACACAUCAACGACCACGACAUUGACGACAACUACAACUGCCACCUCAACCGAAACUGUAACUGUGACAACCACGACGGUUACAGACACUUCCACAACGACAACAGUCACAAAAACAGACACCACGACGACUGUCACGACAACUGAGACGACAACCACCAUUACAACCACAGGCACAACGACAACUGCGACUGCAACCACGACCACCACAACUGUCACGAAGCCUGAAAUUGGUGAGAGUGAUACAACGAUGGUCGUCGGUGGAAACUCGAGCGGCCCACCGGGCCUUCCUGGCCUCCCCUUUAGCAAUGCAUCCAACCUGACUUCCGACUUGUUAGGGAACCAGGCGAUGGUGCGGAGCCUCGAGGGGGCUGAUGCAGACUCUGCUACAACGACAACAGUCACGGCAACCACCACUACCACCACUGUUACUUCCACAAGCACGACAUCUACGUCCACCGACACGACCACAACCACGACCGUCACGACAACAUCCACAACACAGACCAAAGGUACCAGCAUAGCAGCAUCCACCACCACCACCACAAAAGAAAAGGCAUCACCAAACGUGGACGUCAUGAAUAGCACCGCGACGUCGAUGGAGAUCCUGGACAAGUUAGGCGAUGCCGGAGUACUCAACAAGUCGGACGGAAUCCCUUUGCCUUUGCCCCAAGUGAAGAGCGGCGAGAACACAACCGACGUGGUCAUAGAGAGCAUCGUCGGGGCUCUCGAGCAUCGCCUGAAACCUGCGGCAGCUCCUUGCAACCUGAGCAAGGCACUGAAAGAGGCGGAGGUGGCAAAGGUCGAAGCUGAAGCAGCCGUCGCCAAGGAGACGGAGUUUCGGGCAACCACUCCAUCCGCCAGUACUUCUGUAGAGAUGCUCCGAUCGGGCGACAUGCUCAUCAAGCGUGGGAAUGAGGUUGAGGUUGUGAAGGCUGCUGUGCCGAAUGUCACGGAGUCUGACAGCACGACCAAGCCAUACCCUGCGCAGAUGAGCAUGCUGCAGACGCACAGCACAUUGAGCGACAUUCGAGAGGUGGAGCCUUAG
Messenger RNA from Symbiodinium natans, 3822 nucleotides. The record is from the annotation of a GenBank genome assembly. Lineage: Eukaryota; Dinophyceae; Suessiales; Symbiodiniaceae.